AGGUAAAUAUAGCUACCGCGCGUUUUCACCUGGUAAUAUUGUAAGAGCUGAAAAUGGAGGAUCGAAAAGGAAGACUGGAACUGUCUCUUUGUGUGUGCUGUAUUUUGUCAGUAUGUGUCACAUCUGGAAUAUCAGGGGUCGCUGGAGAGAUCAAAGAUGGAAUUGUUUUAACAGACCUACACAAGACAGUUCAGAGAGGAAACGACGUCGUGCUAAACUGUGAAUUUUACAAAGAACCUGUUGCCGUCUAUUGGAAGAAAGGGGAUGACCCUGAGGGUGGAGUUAACGUUGUAACGUGGGUGGACGGAAGAGAGUUCUCUGGAUACUGCAUGAACAAUGAGAGAUGUGGGAUUGGAACUACAAACUACUCACUGAUCAUCAGAGACGCCCAGAUAGCAGACCGAGGUCGAUACAUAUGCCGGGUUUCGAACUACCUUGGUAUCCUGAUUCACAACGUCACAGAUUUAAAGAUCUAUGCUCGUCCUGAUGAACCUUACCCAAUCAUCAACGAAUGCGAGACGAAUGGAGGUUCGUCUUCUGCUACUCGUACAGGAGACUGCAGGAUCUCAACCAACUCCACAGUUAUGAACAUCACAUGCUCAGCCUCCGGAUUCUUCCCGGAUGUUAACCUGUUCUUCCUACAUGGAUCUUCAAAAGUGAUUAACAUCGGGAGCAAUGGGUGGAAAAAUGAAGACGGUUCUAAGAGCAGAUCUAUAACAAUCAACGCAAGGGUUAGCGACAAACAAUACGUGUGCGUUGCGUCAGACAUACCUGGUUCCACAGAGGAGAAAACGGCGGGGGUAUAUAUUGAGAGUUAUUUUUCUUCUCCAAAAAAAUCAGACAAUGCAUCACGUUCAUUCGAGAAGACAACUGCCAAUCCAAAUGAAGCUGAGAUGAGGAGUGGCACAAAUCCUGCAAAGAUCGUUGUACCAAUAUUAAUGAUACUGUUUGUCGCCACGGCAAGCGUGGUAUUCUUGUGGCGGAGAUCAAGGAAACGGCUGGCCAGAAGUCACAUAGGUAAACGUGAUGUCGAGGAGUCAGAGUUAUUGAUGCAAAAAGUAAAGGUACAAGGGGUUGUCUCGUUUUAUGAACUGUGGCUACUGGCUUAUGACACUCCGAAUGAUGAGAUGGCAAAGGUAUAUACUGCUCUUGUUAAGCUGGGUAUUAAGAAUGUCAAGGGACAGAUGGAUAAAGGACUUGUGUAUGAUGCUCUUUGUAAAUGGAAAGAGAGAUCAUAUGCACGUGACCAACCACAGAUGUUAAGAGAUGCCUUAGAGGAAGUGGGCCUUGAAACUAGAUGGCAAGAGAUUUACGACCACGUACGGCAAGGCAAUGAUGUUACCAAAGUACCUGAAGGAACACUCGAACAAAUCCUGCUUGACUUGAAAGGCAAAAGUUCAAUAAAAAAGUUCCUGAAUAAUUUGUUACAACGUGAAAGUAAAGGUUUACAAAAUGAGAUAAUCGUUGUCGCCCAUGGCAGUGAAGAGGACAAAGGAAAGUCUGCCAGUGAAGAGGGCAACAUAGCUAUGGAAAACACAGCUUCCGUCAAAGAAAUCAGUGACACCAAUGACGGCGAAGGGAACAAUAAAGUCUCAGUUCCCGUCAAAGAAGUAAGUGACACCCAUGACGUUGAAGGGAACAAAGGAAACACAGUUUCCACCGAAGAAACCAUUGACGGUAAAGGGAACAAGGAAGACUCAGCUCUCACCAAAGAAACCGAAGACACCCGUGACAGUAAAGGGGACAAUGAAGACUCAGCUCCAGCCAAAGACACCCAUGACGGUGAAAGGAACAAAGGAAACUCAGCUUCCGCAAAAGAAACCAAUAACGGUAAAGGGAGCAAGGAAGACUCAGCUCUCACCAAAGAAACCAAUAACACCCAUGACAGUAAAGGGGACAAUGAAGACUCAGCUCCAGCCAAAGAAACCAAAAACACCAAUAGCGGUAAAGGGAGCACAGGAAACUCAGCUUCCGCAAAAGAAACCAAUAACGGUAAAGGGGACAAUGGAAACUCAGCUCCCACCAAAGAAACCAAUAACCCCCAUGGCGGUAAAGGGAACAAGGAAGACUCAGCUCUCGCCCCAAAAAACAAUGACAACCAUGAUGGUAAAGGUAACACAGAAGCAACAGCUCCCGCCAAAAAAAACGAUGACACCCAUGACGGUAAAUGGAGCAAGAAAGACUCGCAUCCCGCCAACGUAUCCAAGCAAGAAGAAGUCUUUCAGGCAAUUGAAGGGGUCGAAUACAGUGACGGCAUGCACAAGUUGAAGGAAUGGAAUAAUGGUCCUUUCAAACAGAAUCCGUUUGUUCUAGUUAGUCUGGCACUCGAAAGAGCAGGGUAUCUCCAUAUCUCAAAGACCUUCUUUGACGGCCCUGUAUCAUUUUAUGAACUUAGAUCAUUAAUGUACAACGUGAAUACACCUAGCCUAGAGAAGCUAAGAAAAACAAUUUGCAAGCUAGACAUGCUAGAAGUCGAUGCGACGAGUGCAGAUAAAUUCGGUCCACAACAAAUCUACGACUCGCUGUGUCAGUGGAAAGAGGGACACCCUCAGGUAGAUCAAGGAAAGAUAUUACAUGAUGCACUUUUAAGAGCCAGACAUGAGGAAGCAUGGUGGAAAAUUCUAGAGCAAAGAAAGGACAAAUCAAGUGUAUGUGAAAGUAUGUUCAAGAGAAUACUCCGUGAUAUCGAAGACCCAGCAAUGAUACAGCAGCUCCUGCAAAAGCUAGCCCCAGACUUGGCAAAAGAUGUGGGAACCUCACUGGAAACAGAUUUUAUGGAAAUAGCCUUGAAAGCACUGAAAGAAUGUAAUGAAAGUUCUCACAAUGAAAAUAGGAUGAUCUUGCUAAGCCGUGCCUUGGAGAAAGCUAAAUGCAAGCCAAUUGACAGGACUUUUCUCUCUGAAACAAUGUCCUUUUUUGAGUUGUGGUCAGUGGGUCAUUUCGACUUUGAUGCUGGUGUGAAAACGUUACCAUUACGUGACGCUUUGAAGGCGAUGGGAAUAUUUGGUAUAGAAGAGACAAUUAGUCAGCAUGAGCUUUAUCAUCUUCUUUGUAAAUGGAAGGAAGAACACUCUAAUUGCGACCAACGUCUGGUGUUCAAAGUUCAUUUGCUUAACGAAGGACUUUACAAGGAAUGGGAAAAUCUCAGUGAUCUGAUGUUUGGAACAGACCGGAUCAUUUCUAAUGAUACACUGGAACAUAUCUUGUGGCACUUGAAAACUCCAGGAAAGAUCAACCAUUUUCUUCAUAAGCUGACCAAUACCGACCAAGAACCAAUACCUGAAGAUUCAAAUCUACCAGAGGGCAUCGGAAUUGCUCUGACUAGAUUGGAGCUGUGGAAGAAGGGCCCCAUUGAUAAACAUCCUGUGAUUCUAUUAAGCGAAGCGCUGGAGUCGGCAAAGUGCUCUCACGUUGCCAUGACCUUCUUUCAAAUACCAGUUUAUCUCCAAAAGACUAUUGGGGAUGAAGAAGUAAGUGAAUUCAUCCGCAGACUUACGAGUAGGCAUCGCAAGCGAUUGGCAAACCAGACACCGGCCACUGAAGACAAUAAAAUAUCCAACUUUGCAGAGGAAAAUAAUGACAUGUUGUUUGAUGCAAAAUCUAUGGUUCGAGACUGGAUUGAAAGGGAGCAAUGCUGCAAUUAUGAGAAGAGAUGUAAUCUGGAUGACAUGUUGAUCGAAAUUGGUCGACAUGAUAUGACAGGUAAAUAUCCGAUCACAAAUAUUGUGAUUGACGUAUCAUAUAUGUAUUUGUGUCACUUGAAUAGUCUGUUCUUAAAUGAGAAGGACUAUCAUUUCAUUUAAUAGUAGCUAUUUCCCAUCGCGAUUGCACAAAUAUUUAUAAAUAUGUGAAUUAUCACAUUUAUGGAUUUUAAAUCUACCUCCUGUUAAGAUUAAACUCUCACAUUAAAGUAAUCUACUUCCCCAUAGUGCCACAUGCAGGUUAUUUUAUUGUACUGUAUACUUCAAAUUUGGGAACAUAAUCAUCCUGAUUUAAAAAUGCACGUCAAUAGCUUAGACACUAAUAAUAAUGAUCAUAAUGAUAACGAUAAUGAUAAUAAUGAUAAUGAAUAGUGAUGAUGCAAACGACGACGACAAUGAUAAUUAUAAUGAUAAUAAUAUUUGAAAUUAUUAUACGGUGCGCCCCCCCC
Molecule: messenger RNA, 4150 nt
Organism: Lytechinus pictus (painted urchin)
Lineage: Eukaryota; Metazoa; Echinodermata; Echinoidea; Temnopleuroida; Toxopneustidae
Exons: 12
Coding region: 54-3803 (1249 amino acids)
Cellular component (GO): plasma membrane
Source: RefSeq, a predicted model, not a curated record